Molecule: messenger RNA, 1447 nt
Organism: Dalotia coriaria
Lineage: Eukaryota; Metazoa; Arthropoda; Insecta; Coleoptera; Staphylinidae
Product: alpha-tocopherol transfer protein-like
Exons: 5
Coding region: 159-1079 (306 amino acids)
Cellular component (GO): membrane
Molecular function (GO): phosphatidylinositol bisphosphate binding
Source: RefSeq, a predicted model, not a curated record
CAGUUCGUCGGCGCGAUUUCACCUGAGUCGUUCUUCCAAUUUGGUGCGCUCUUCUGCUCUGUCGGCGUCUAUCGGUGCGCGAAUUCGCUCAAGUGUUUAAUCCGACGCGUGGAUUAACUUCGUAGUUACCAAAGAAAAUAAGCUAAUUGUGAUUAAUCAUGACUUUGGUGCAACCUAAUGCUGAUAUGCAGGUCCUCAUCAGGAAGGAGCUCUGCGAGGAUGUUAAUACGCGGGACAGCGAUCUUGCCCACAUCAAGGAAUGGUUGGCCAAACAACCUCAUCUGCCUGAUACUUGGGAUGAGGACCGCAUGAUGACCUUUUUGCGAGGCUGCAAAUUCUCGUUGGAGAAAUGCAAAAAGAAGCUGGACAUGUAUUUCACCAUGCGAACUGCCUGCCCAGAGCUGUUCACCAAUCGCGACAUCACCAGACCCGAACUUCAGGAGAUCAUCAAAUACGUAAACCUGCCUCCAUUACCAGGUCUAACCUCAAAUGGCCGUCGUGUGGUGGUAUUGCGUGGCUUGGACAAAACCAUCACUUCGCCAUCGAUUUUCGAUGCGAUGAAGAUUGUUCUAAUGAUUGGUGAUGUGCGUUUGGCGGCCGAGGAAACAGGCGUAGCCGGCGACGUUUAUAUUCUCGACGCAAGCAUCAUCACCCCGGCACAUUUUGCCAAGAUCACACCGGCGAUUGCCAAGAAGUUCCUAGUUAUUGUACAGGAAGCUUAUCCCGUUAAACUAAAGGAGGUGCACGUGAUCAAUAUCUCACCAAUCAUUGAUACUAUCAUCAACUGGGCCAAACCGUUCCUCACCGAAAAGAUCCGCAAUCGUAUCCAUGUGCACUCUGACCUUGAUUCACUGCACAAGAUGGUACCAAAGGACAUUCUUCCUGAAGAAUACGGUGGUACUGCUGGACCUUGUCAAAAAUUCCAUGAUGAGUGGAUGAAGAAGUUGGAAGAAAUGAAUCCAUGGUUCAAAGAGCAAGAAAGUAUCAAGGCGGAUGAAUCGAAACGUCCUGGAAAGCCGACUAAUUAUGAUGAUCUAUUUGGUUUGGACGGCAGUUUCAGACAGCUUGCCAUCGACUGAGCUGCGUUCAUGUCGUUUUUCUCUUCCACGGAAAUCUAAUCCGAUUUGCACCCAAUCAUCACAAGCGUAUUUGUUCACUUUCAUCACAGAUAUUCACGUAAUUACUCUUAAGUAUACCGAUUAAUUUGCCACUAAGAUUAAUCACAUCAUUAGUUAUCUAUUAUCUAUUUUGUAUUGUUUUCUUGUUACGCCUAAGCUUGUUUAGUCGUGCUUUAGAAGUUUCUAACAAGUUGUAAGGAUCUUUGAAAACCACUUAUCGCUACUAUAGUAUAGUUGUUUUUGUUUUGUUAAAUUUUGUUUCUUACUUAUCGAAUUUUUAAUAUUGUCGAAAUUUAUACAUAAAAUUAAUAAAUGUUCUUAUAUUGAAA